Molecule: messenger RNA, 2792 nt
Organism: Falco peregrinus (peregrine falcon)
Lineage: Eukaryota; Metazoa; Chordata; Aves; Falconiformes; Falconidae
Gene: USH1G
Product: USH1 protein network component sans
Exons: 2
Coding region: 276-1685 (469 amino acids)
Biological process (GO): sensory perception of light stimulus; sensory perception of sound; equilibrioception
Molecular function (GO): protein binding
Source: RefSeq, a predicted model, not a curated record
UGGAGCUUUUAAUGUGCGGUUGAGCUGGUGAUGGAAGGUUUGUUGUGAGGAGCUGUCAGGUCAGGGCCGGAGGAUGCUUAGGACCCAGGGAAGCGCUGGGGAGCCUGGCUGGCUGGGCUUGGAGGAGCUCCUGCCUCCCAGCCAGGACUUCUCAGGUGUCCUGUCGGAGCUGUGCCCGGCUGGCCCUCCUGGCAGCUCCCCCUUCCCCACAUCCAUGCCCACCCUCUAAGCCCCCCUGGGCACCCAUGCGCUCGCCCGGGUGACCGCUCCGCACCAUGAAUGACCAGUACCACCGAGCAGCCCGGGAUGGCUACCUGGACCUGCUGAAGGAAGCCACCAAGAAGGACCUGAACUCGCCGGACGAGGAUGGCAUGACCCCCACCCUAUGGGCUGCCUACCACGGCAACCUGGACGCCCUGCGCCUCAUCGUCAGCAGAGGGGGUGAUCCGGACAAAUGUGACAUCUGGGGGAACACCCCUCUCCACCUGGCAGCAGCCAAUGGCCACCUGAACUGCCUCUCCUUCCUCAUCUCUUUUGGGGCCAACAUCUGGUGCCUGGACAAUGACUACCACACCCCGCUGGACAUGGCAGCCAUGAAGGGGCACAUGGAGUGUGUGCGGUACCUGGACUCCAUCGCUGCCAAGCAGAGCAGCCUCAACCCCAAGCUGGUGAGCAAACUGAAGGACAAGGCUUUUCGGGAUGCAGAGCGGAGAAUUAAGGACUGUGUGAAGCUGCAGAAGAAGCACCACGAAAGGAUGGAGAAACGGUACAGAAAGGAGAUGUCGGAUAAUUCGGAUACCAUGAGCUUCUCCAGCUAUUCAAGUAGCACCUUAAGCAAGAAGUUCCAACACAUGUCUAUGGUGACUUCCCUGCCAUACUCACAAGCCACCAUCCAUGGCACAGCCAAGGGAAAGACGAAAAUACAAAAGAAGCUAGAGAAGAAGAAGCAGGUGGACGGGACGUUCAAGAUCUAUGAGGAUGGGAGGAAAAGCGUGCGGUCGCUGUCUGGCCUGCAGCUGGGGAAUGAUGUCAUGUUUGUGAAGCAGGGCACAUAUGCCAGCCCCAAGGAGUGGACUCGGCGUAAUAUCAGAGACAUGUUCCUCACGGAUGAAGACACUGUUUCCCGUGCCAUAAGCGACCCGGGUUUGCACAUGGACUCAGCCCACUCGGAGGUCAGCACCGACUCUGGCCACGACUCCUUAUUCAACCGCCCCGGGCUGGGCACCAUGGUGUUCCGGCGCAACUACGUCAGCAGCGGGCUCUUUGGGAUUGGCCGGGAGGAUGCUGGCACGCUGGGUGAAGACAACACAGAUGGGAUGGGUGUCAAACUGCGGAGUCGCCUGCAGCGCUCGCCAAGUCUCAACGAUAGCAUUGGCAGUGCCAACAGCCUGCAGGAGAGGAACGCGGAGGAGCUCCCCUGGGAUGAGGUGGAGCUGGGCUUAGAUGAUGAUGACGAACCAGACACCAGCCCUUUGGAGACUUUUCUGGCUUCCCUGCACAUGUUUGAGUUCAUCUCCAUCUUGAAGAAGGAAAAGAUUGACCUGGAGGCCCUCAUGCUGUGUUCAGACAACGACCUGAAGAGCAUCAAUAUCCCGUUGGGCCCCAGGAAAAAGAUUGUGGAUGCCGUCCAGAGGAGACGACAAACUCUGGAGAAGCCAGAUGUCAUUGUAGACACUGAACUGUAAGUAGAAGAAUUAAACCCUUGAGCAGGUGGAGAUGUGGAUAAUGUAAAGUCUUGUUUUCAGCCCAGUUGGAAGAGUAGGAGUCCAGGUAACCUCAGGGCUUCUGUGUGUGGGCAAAUUCCUGCUUGUGUGGAAACGAUGAGAGUUCGAAGAGGUGGCAAUAGUGUUAGUUUGUUACUCAACAGCCCUAAUGUGGCUGGGCAGGACGUGAAGCUCUUGUUUUGUUUCAUAACCUAUAUGAAUGCAGCCUGCUCUUGUGGUCUGGUUCUUCUGAGUCCCCGUAGCUGGGAUUUUCAGCCACACUCAGGCUUGUCUUGACUCUUCGCCUUUUGAAAGCAUUAGGAAAUCAACCACAGCUCCCAGUGGGAGUGGGCUGACAGCAGUGCUCAGCGGCAUUGGGAAUCCUUCCCCAAAUGCUUGAGAUCUUGCUCAGACCUUUGGAGAUUGCAUGUCUGGGUUGGAGUUGUUGCUGUUUUAUGGCAUUUCCAGGGUUUGGUUGGUUUGGUUCGAAGGACCGUCUGCUUGCCAUUAGUGUGGGUCUCCCCACUGUCAUAUCCACUGACACCCCAACCCGCUGUGCUGCUUGGGCUUCCUAGCCUUCAAAUACCUGUGUGCUUCUUGCUGGUUUUGCAGGCUUUCAUUACAGCUCAGGCUUGGAUCCUCUGGGUGCUGAUGGAUUUUUCUCUUUCCCUUUGCAGAUAGCAUCAUCAUCUUUUUUUUUAUUAUUAUUAUUAUUUUUUUUUUAAUGAUCGAGAAGUAAACCCAGUUCUAAGUUGCCAGAAAACAUAAGCCAGACUCCCUUCCUGGGGCAGCUGAAAGCUACAGCCAUCCCCACCAGUCCCUCUGGACUGCUCUCCUGCUCCCUCACUCUGCUCCUUGUCUGUGCAAUGCUCCCGGGCGGUGGCUGGUACGGAGGGAUGAGUGCUGAGAUCGGAUCAGGCAGCUCCAACCUGCCAACCUUGAGGGGAUGAUGGUUGCCUGCUCACUGGAGGAAGAAGUGUGCUGCACAGCUGCCUAGGACACUGUGCCAGCACAGGCUGCGAGACCACACGAAGCCAUGAACAGAAGGAGAUACAUGAUGGUAUUUUCAAAGGGACCCAAAAUAAAUCA